CCAUUCUCCUUCUCUCUCUCUACAACUGUGGUGAACAUAGAGAGAGACACAUUUUGAUGGUUGCGUGAAGCAAAAUCUUGGUAUAUUAGUCUCCAACAAUCUCUCAGUAUCUCACUGUUGUUUCUUGAAGUUAAACACUUCUCGUUCAUUCUCGAAAUGGGCAAGAAAGAUCAGCAGCAAGUUAUAAGAGAUCUCAUCAGAGACAACCCCAAAGUCGAAGCUGUUCUUCAUCUCCUCAGAAAACAAGCUCCGCUGACUGUCAAACAGGAGAAGUUUUGUAACAGUGCUUGUGUGGAGAGGUUUCUGAAAGCCAAAGGGGAGAGUGUGAAGAAGGCAGCCAAGGCACUCAGAGCUUGCCUUUCCUGGAGAAACACCACUGGGACUGAGCACUUGAUAGCAGAUGAGUUCUCCGCUGAGCUUGCAGAAGGCGUUGCCUACGUGUCCGGUCAUGAUGAAGAAUCCAGGCCUGUUGUGAUUUUCCGGUUCAAACAAGACUACCAAAAGCUGCAUUCCCAGAAAAUGUUCACUCGGUUACUGGUUUUCACGUUGGAGGUGGCCAUUCAGACGAUGACCAAAAACGCCGAGCAGUUCGUUCUUCUCUUCGACGCAAGCCUUUUCAGGUCAGCAUCGGCUUUUAUGAACCUGCUUCUGGCUACUCUGAAAAUUGUUGCAGAGUUCUACCCAGGACGGCUCUUCCAGGCCUUUGUAAUUGACCCUCCGCCACUCUUCUCCUAUCUAUGGAAGGGUGUUCGACCGUUUGUUGAGCUUUCUACGGCUACGAUGAUGGUCUCUUCCCUAGACUUCGAGGACUCCAUGGAUUUCAACGACUUCUCCUCCUACCCACGCGCCUCGUCCCUCCGAUUCGACCCUUCAACGGCCAAGAUCGGCGCCUGCUCCUCCUCACGUUUCUCCUUCACUGUCGCGCACCACCAGAUCGACUCCCUCAAGCCGUGGUACCUCAGCCUCACCGACUCGUCGUCCUCCAAGGUCGGCCCCACCACCCCCUCCUCCCUGGGACCCGCCCUCAUCUCCCCUCUAAACGCCAGGUCGUUCUCCUUCGCCUCGCCGGCAGCCAGGACACCACGUGGCACCCUCCACGGCUACGGGAACUCCGCCGCCACCCGGAAGAAUUUCUUCCCGUCGACCCCGCUCCCCCCGCGCUGCCGCCCCAUGACGUCAUCUAGCGAAGGCAGCAGGACCCCCCACCCGCCACGGACCCCGCGGCCGUCGUUCUUCCAGUCCCCGGCGACGUUCUUCCGCAAGCAGGAAUGCCACCACGUCAGCCGAACGGAGAAGUCGCGCGAGUCGUUCGUCCCGUUCCUCAAGUUCUACCGGCGGCCAUACGACGAGAUGAUCUACAGGUCGAAAAUGCGGCCACCACUCGGCGGGCUCAUCUCCAUCGUCUCCCCCCACCUCAGACGCCGCCACGUCUCCAUGUCCCAGCGCUACUGAUGAUGAUUUGAAGAAGAAGAAGAAGAAGAAGAGCACAAGUACAUAGAUCAAGGAAAAGAAUUAACAACUAAUAAUUGAUUAAUAAUUAUAAAAUGUUUUUCUCAAAGUCCAACUCUGGUCGUGCAUGGGUUGAAGAAAUAGAGAGAAAGAAAGAGACAGCGUGCUAGGCAAGGUGUCACCAUGUCUGAUUUUGAGCUCUGUGGUUUUUAAUAGAAGGUUUUGAUUUUCUGCGCAGUAAAAAAAGAAGAGGGAAAAGAAAGUUACGUUUUUGGGUUUCGAAGGCUUCAAAAGUUUUGAAGAAAGCUCGGGAACAAGAUAGCGUGGUCGAAACGGUGAACAACAUUUGCGUUGGAACUCAUCUGCAUGCAUGCCCCCCUUAAUUUUCUGGAAAA
Argentina anserina (silverweed cinquefoil) is the source of this 1844-nucleotide messenger RNA. RefSeq lists its product as uncharacterized. The transcript is spliced from 7 exons. The record is from RefSeq and is a predicted model, not a curated record. Bases 157 to 1452 code for a protein of 431 amino acids. Lineage: Eukaryota; Viridiplantae; Streptophyta; Magnoliopsida; Rosales; Rosaceae.